Harpia harpyja (harpy eagle) is the source of this 2302-nucleotide messenger RNA. Its product is annotated as late histone H2B.L4. Gene Ontology annotation, molecular function: DNA binding; protein heterodimerization activity; structural constituent of chromatin. The record is from RefSeq and is a predicted model, not a curated record. Gene Ontology annotation, cellular component: nucleosome. Bases 1910 to 2266 code for a protein of 118 amino acids. NCBI's taxonomy places the organism in Eukaryota, Metazoa, Chordata, Aves, Accipitriformes, Accipitridae. The transcript is spliced from 2 exons.
CCAGAAGUGGUAGAUACUACAUCAAGUGCAGGGUUGUGGGAUUCCCUUGUCUUUGUUGUGCAUUGAUCCAUACACCACAAAAAUAACACAAGGAUGAGUCAAGUCCAGCAUACAGCUUCUGGAAUGGACAGCCUCUAGCAUAUGCAAUCUAGGGAAGCAGAUGGUAAUUCCCCAAAUCUGGGAAUUCAAAUUUGACUAUACUGCUCAGUGGAUGAGCCUCUGCCUUUGCUAUAUAUAAUGGCUCCCUGUGCUUAACACUGAGUGACCAGUCACUGCUCCUGGUCCACCAAAGGGCUUCCUUCUAACUAAACAUUUUGUCAGAAAAACAAGCUGUGUGUGUAUAACUGCUGGUGCCAGACACAGCUGCAGCUGUGGAGAGAUACAACGGCUAACAGCUCCUUUAGCAUGAAAGCACCUUUGUGUGCUAUGACUGGUGGAAAAGGUAAACGGUUCCAGUUCCAGUGAACGGCCUCCCUGAACACAGAGAUCUCAGCUCUUUACAGCUCUGUAAAUCAGUGGGUGGGUGAAAAGUACAUCAGAGGGGGAAGCCCCAUGCUGUUGCUUGACAAUGUGUGGCCUCUUACAAAACAGAAGUGGUGAUGUUGCCUGCUACUUACUCCCAGUAUGAGUCAUCCACUGACAUCCCUUGAUGUUAGGUAUCACAGAAUAUGCCACUCCUGUUCCCAGAAGGAUCCCGCUACCCCAUAUCGUUAAUGCCCAAGCCCAUUCCCCUUCACAAAUGCGCUGAUGUGGCCAUUCCAGCAUGUCCCACCUGACCACUAAUGUUUCAGUUCUUGGGUACAAGAAGCCCUUCUGGGUUUGUCACUCUGGCGUUUAUUUGCACUAGGUGUGGGUGAUCAGGUGCCUCCCCAUGAGGACAGGCCUAGAAUAAAACUAAAUUCAGUGAAACGCUAUUGGCUGUACAAGCAUUGGCAGAGUGACUGAUGAGCAGGUCUCCCAAACUCAGUCCUUGGAAGAUGUGAUUUGCUAAGGAUACACCAGUAUAACGUAUGCCCCUGAGCAGGAGACAGCGUGCAUGGCAGCACAGAGAUACCAGUGUUCCGUCCUCCAAAGGUACAUACUAGUAUUACUCUUCUAUGAAAUAUCUGCUGUGGUGCCUGCUGAGAGAAAGGCUUCCUUUUCUAUCUAAAGGACAGAAAACUUUUUCUAUUUUGUUCACUUCUCUAGUGUGUUGCUACACUUUUUUUUUCCUGGCUUAGCUUAAUUCCUGCAUCGUAAUUACCAUCACUAGUGUGACCACUGAUUUCCAAGAGAGAUCAAAUACAUACUCAGGGUGUCAGCCCUCCCCUCUCGCUACCUCCCUUCUGUCCUUUGAGGCCCUGUUGUGUGUAGCAGGCAGGACUCCCAAGAGCAGGCUAGCUGAGAUAGUGGGAGGAAUACCGGCUGUUGGGAUGUUUAUAAUAAUGCUAUCAUUCAGUCACUAGGCUGAUGUUCCCCCCAGUUACUGAAUCUCCACUGACUGCGUUACCUGUUCCAUAGCACACAAGUGGUUCCACCCAUUUGACUCUAGAAGCAAUGCCUUGAGUAGUCCGAUUUACACCCUUCCACCAAAGCAGGAACCCUCCUUGCACCAAAACUCUGGAUGGACCUGGGACACUUCUGCCCCAUGUGAAUGAGGUGCUACUGCUCUUGCCCACCUCUUUGCCCAUGUGACCCUCAAACUUUUUCUCAGGUCUGAAAGUCUAAUUGAAUCAGUGACUUCCAAGCUCCUCUCAGGCCAGCUGCCCUUCACUUAGCACAAAGUGGAAUCAUCAGUCACAGAUGUGUAUUCAUCCUGCUCCUUGGGCGCUGCACCUGAGACAGGUGAGGUACUGCUGCCUUUGCUAUAUAACCAGCCCCAGGGCACCUACUGGUUGCUCUGUUGGAGCUUGCUCUGUUGGAGCUUGAAAUGAGUGCAGAAGCCGGGAAGAAGCGUGGUCAUGCUCCUGCCUCUGGGGACAGGAAGUCUAGGAGGAAGCCUAAGAGAAAGGAAACCUAUUCGGUCUAUAUCUACAAAGUACUGAAGCAGGUGCACCCAGACACCGGCAUCUCCUCGAAGGCCAUGAGCAUCAUGAACUCCUUCGUCAACGAUAUCUUCGAGCGGCUGGCCUCAGAGGCCUCGCGCCUGGCCCAGUACAACCGCCGCUCCACCAUCACCAGCCGCGAGGUGCAGACGGCCGUGAGGCUCCUGCUGCCCGGCGAGCUGGCCAAGCACGCCGUCUCCGAGGGCACCAAGGCCGUCACCAAGUACACCAGCAGCAAGUGACCGGCCCGGGCCUCAAUAAAGUCCCGCUGCACUGGC